This is a messenger RNA of Trypanosoma cruzi, 879 nucleotides long. Its product is annotated as fibrillarin, putative. Gene Ontology annotation, biological process: rRNA methylation; box C/D sno(s)RNA 3'-end processing. The record is from RefSeq and is a predicted model, not a curated record. Lineage: Eukaryota; Euglenozoa; Kinetoplastea; Trypanosomatida; Trypanosomatidae. Bases 1 to 879 code for a protein of 292 amino acids. The transcript has a single exon. Gene Ontology annotation, cellular component: nucleolus; box C/D methylation guide snoRNP complex; small-subunit processome. Gene Ontology annotation, molecular function: rRNA methyltransferase activity; histone H2AQ104 methyltransferase activity; RNA binding.
AUGCGCGGAGGCCGUGGUGGCGGAGGUCGCGGAGGUCGCGGCGGUGGACGUGGUGGUGGACGCGGUGGUGGACGCGGUGGUGGUCGCGGCGGUGGACGUGGCGGUGGUGGUGGACGUGGCGGUGGUGGACGUGGCGGUGGACGUGGGGGGAGUUCGGCGGUGCGGGGUAACGUUUUUCAGCCUCACGCUCGCAUGCGUGGAUGCUACCUGCUUGCCGGCAAAGAUACCCUGGCGACAAAGUCCCUAGUGCCUGGCGUUUCCAUCUACGGGGAAAAGCGUGUCAGUGGCACCAUUGCGGGGGAGACGGAGUCCACUGAGUUCCGUGUGUGGAAUCCGUAUCGCUCCAAGUUGGCAGCUGCCAUUUAUUCGGGUGUUGCUCAGAUUUACAUGGAGCCGGGUUCCUCUGUGCUUUCCCUUGGAGCCGCCAGCGGAACCACCGUUAGUCAUGUUUCGGACCUGGUAGGACCAGAGGGUGUUGUCUACGCGGUGGAAUUUUCCCAUCGCAGUGGCCGUGACUUGGAGGAGAUGACGAAGCGCCGAAACAACAUUGUGCCCAUCCUGGAAGAUGCUCGCUAUCCACAGAAGUAUCGCAUGUUGAUCCCACGAUUGGUGGAUUGCAUCUUUAUGGAUGUUGCCCAGCCGGAUCAGGCACGUAUCUUGGCGCUGAACGCGCAACAUUUUCUGAAGGAAAAUGGCGGGUUUGUCAUAUCUAUCAAAGCCAACUGCAUUGAUUCCACUGCGGAUCCCGCCACAGUAUUUGCCUCUGAAGUGCAGAAACUAAAGGACUCCGGUCUGAGGCCCAAGGAACAGGCCUCACUGGAGCCCUUUGAACGUGAUCAUGCCGUUGUUGCAGGGUACUACAAGUGUCCACCGAAGUAA